Messenger RNA from Bemisia tabaci, 706 nucleotides. The record is from RefSeq and is a predicted model, not a curated record. NCBI's taxonomy places the organism in Eukaryota, Metazoa, Arthropoda, Insecta, Hemiptera, Aleyrodidae.
GUCUAGUGUAAUCGCUGUCGGUCUCUGUUCGACGGAUUGUCGAGUUGGAGAUUAAUGUGUCGUUUUGGUUUGAUUAACUUUUUGACGCUGUCUGCCAAUAAAUUUCAAGGCGAAGGUCAGCGUUUGCAAACAGUAGCACAGCGUACUUAACUCGAAACCCGAAGCUCUGAAGCUCCAGACCCGUCCGCACACUCGAGCGAUCCAGAACCUGCGAGACGUAAAUUCCGUAACUUCCGCAAUGCUGACAACAGAACGCCGCUGUUCAUACAGCAAGACGCUGCUGCUCCUGUGGUUGAUCUUCAACAUGGUUUUCCUUAUCGAGGGUCGUCAAUCCGGAUCCGGAAGAAAGGGCCCCCCAAAGAGAGGCCCCGUGUUCAUCGUGUCAGGUAUCCACGGCAGAACAAAUGCCAUUAACGCACUCAAGAAGGCCGGAGUCACAGAUCCGGAAAAAUCUCUCCUGUAUGCUUACUGUAAAUGGGGUUGUUCAAGUGCAUAGAAGUGGGGUAGCGGGCGGGAACUGACCGCUGCGCUACACUUUUGAAUUUGACCGGAGCUACUGAAAAGCAUUGAACAAAAUCACGCUUCCACACAAUUAUUUCAAAAAUAUUGAGCGUCAUACAACUUUCUACAGACAAUUGUGCUUCAAUCUAUAAAUAUAUUUUACUUUCAGACAUCGUUGGCAUAAUAAAGACUUAUUCAGUAGUUA